Molecule: messenger RNA, 399 nt
Organism: Prorocentrum cordatum
Lineage: Eukaryota; Dinophyceae; Prorocentrales; Prorocentraceae
Source: the annotation of a GenBank genome assembly
GAGGGCAACAGCGGAGGAGAGCUGCUCAUCGCCAAGGCGCACUUGACGACCACAACAUUCGAUGUGAUGAGGGAGACCCUUAAGGCUCAAGGACGACAGGACUUAUUCAGAGGGUUCACGGCCAUGACUAUCCACCUCAGCGGAGGCAAUGUCGUUCUAUUCUCCCUCUACCUACUCCCCAAGGAGGGCAUGCAGGGUAGCAACUUUGAAAAGAUCAAGGCGCUCUCGACGGUCAUAGGGAGCAUCACGGACCCUUGGAUUAUCAUGGCAGAUUGGAAUAUGGCCCCAUCCCUGGUCGAGAAGUCGGGUCUCCCCACGCGCCUGGGAGGCAAGGUGAUCGUUCCGAAGAUUCAGAUCACCUGUGACAAGGGCAAGGGCAGUCUCAUAGAUUUCGCCAUG